Nematocida parisii ERTm1 is the source of this 630-nucleotide messenger RNA. RefSeq lists its product as uncharacterized. The coding region runs from base 1 to 609 and encodes 202 amino acids. The record is from RefSeq and is a predicted model, not a curated record. The transcript has a single exon. NCBI's taxonomy places the organism in Eukaryota, Fungi, Microsporidia.
AUGAGAAAAGUCCUUUUAGUAGCACUACUUAUAUCUGUUAUAAAAUGUAUGACAAUAAGAGAGCAAGUCAUGUCGUAUGCAGAAGGAAUUAAAAGGAAAACAAAAGGCCUCUAUGAAAAAGUUGGGGGUAUAAGUGGAAUAAAAGACACAGUUACAAAACAUAUUCAGCCCAUAGGAAGCAAAAUAAAGAACCAUUCAAAGCACAUAGCAGAGAAAGUGAACGACUUUGGAAGAAACAAAGCAAUUCCUCAUGCAAAGAAAGUGUAUGCAAACAUAAAACAAAAAAUAGCAAAGGGAAAGCCAGCAGAAGAGCAUUCAGCAGAAGAAGUAAAGGGGAAAGAAGAAUCUAUAAUAGAAGAAAUUCCUGCUGAGAAGACUCCAGAGGAAGAAGGGCAUGAAAAUGAAAAACCAAACAUGGAAGAUCUUGAGAGGUUCUUGAAAGAAUUUAUGAAUACCAUGAAGUUCGGAAAUGCUGAGCAUGAGAACUUUACAGACGAUUACAAUGCAGACUUUGAUCUAGAUAAAGAGUCAGACCCUGAGGCUGCAAAGGAUUUAAUAAGUGAUGUGAGUAUUCCAAGCCAGGCAGAAGAUUUAAAGAAAGACCUCUAGGCUAAUAAAUUUUUAUUGGAG